Marmota monax (woodchuck) is the source of this 1782-nucleotide messenger RNA. RefSeq names its product BTG anti-proliferation factor 1 (gene Btg1). The coding region runs from base 324 to 839 and encodes 171 amino acids. NCBI's taxonomy places the organism in Eukaryota, Metazoa, Chordata, Mammalia, Rodentia, Sciuridae. Gene Ontology annotation, biological process: negative regulation of mitotic cell cycle; negative regulation of cell population proliferation. The transcript is spliced from 2 exons. Gene Ontology annotation, cellular component: cytoplasm; nucleus. The record is from RefSeq and is a predicted model, not a curated record.
GCAGCAUCUCUUCGCCCCUCGGAGCUGGAAAUGCAACUCUUGGGAUCUUUGGAGGCUAAGGAGCUGGAGGCGGAGGCGGCUGGGGAGGUCCGAGCGAUGUGACCGGGCCGCCAUCGCUCGUCUCUUCCUCUCUCCUGCCGCCUCCUGUCUCCGAAAUAACUUUUUUACUCUAAAGCAAGGGGAAAAAAAGUAGCCGUCCGCCCCUCACACCCUCCCUUCCUCUCAGCCCUCUGGUCUGUGAGGGAGCCCGGGGUGGCCGCUCCGCCGUCGGGGCCGCGCCGCCGAGCCCCGGCCGCCCCGGGCCGCCCCCGCCCGCCGCCCCCAUGCAUCCCUUUUACACCCGGGCUGCCACCAUGAUAGGCGAGAUCGCCGCCGCGGUGUCCUUCAUCUCCAAGUUCCUCCGCACCAAGGGGCUCACGAGCGAGCGACAGCUGCAGACCUUCAGCCAGAGCCUGCAAGAGCUGCUGGCAGAACAUUAUAAACAUCACUGGUUCCCUGAAAAGCCGUGCAAGGGAUCAGGUUACCGUUGUAUUCGCAUCAACCAUAAAAUGGAUCCUCUGAUUGGACAGGCAGCACAGCGGAUUGGACUGAGCAGUCAGGAGCUGUUCAGGCUUCUCCCAAGUGAACUCACACUCUGGGUUGACCCCUACGAAGUGUCCUACAGAAUUGGAGAGGAUGGCUCCAUCUGUGUGCUGUAUGAAGCCUCACCAGCAGGAGGUAGCACUCAAAACAGCACCAACGUGCAAAUGGUAGACAGCAGAAUCAGCUGUAAGGAGGAACUUCUCUUGGGCAGAACAAGCCCUUCCAAAAACUACAAUAUGAUGACUGUAUCGGGUUAAGAUAUAGUCUAUGGAUGGAUCAUCUUAUAAUGGAUGGAUAAAUUUGAUUUUUGCUUUGGGUGGGCUCCUCUUGGGGAUGGAUUAUGGAAUUUAAACCAUGUCACAGCUGUGAAGAUCUGGCACAAGAUAGAGUGGUAAAAAAAUUUUUUUAAGUGACAGUGCCAUAGUUUGGACAGUACCUUUCAAUGAUUUAAUAGCCUGUGAGUCCAAGUAAAUGAUCACUUUAUUUGCUAGGGAGUGAAGUCCUAGGGUGGUUUCAGUUUCUCCCAGACAUACCUAAAUUUUAACAUCAAUCCCUUUAAGGAAAAUCUGUAUUUCAAAAAACCUUUCUCUGCAGUAGAUCUUGCAGAGGAAUUUGCACUAUUACACUUGAAAAUUGUUGUUGAUAACCUUUUUGGCAGCUCAGUAGGAAAGCUUGUUUUAAACAUGGUAGUACUGGAAAUUUUACAAGACUUUUACCUAGCACUUAAAUAUGUAUAAAUGUACAUAAAGACAAACUAGUAAGCAUGACCUGGGGAAAUGGUCAGACCUUGUAUUGUGUUUUUGGCUUUGGAAGUAGCAAGUGACCAGAAUCUGCCAUGGCAACAGGCUUUUAAAAAAGACCCUAAAAAAGACACUGUCUCAACUGUGGUGUUAACACCAGCCAGCUCUCUGUACAUUUGCUAGCUUGUAGUUUUCUAAGACUGAGUAAACUUCUUAUUUUUAGAAAGUGGAGGUCUGGUUUGUAACUUUCCUUGUACUUAAUUGGGUAAAAGUCUUUUCCACAAACCACCAUCUAUUUUGUGAACUUUGUUAGUCAUCUUUUAUUUGGUAAAUUAUGAACUGGUGUAAAUUUGUACAGUUCAUGUAUAUUGAUUGUGGCAAAGUUGUACAGAUUUCUAUAUUUUGGAUGAGAAAUUUUUCUUCUCUCUAUAAUAAAUUGUUUCUUAUCUUGGCAUUUUAA